AAUUUUGCUUCCCCUUUCCAAUCGAGUCGCCAUCGCUCCGGGCGAGAGGAAGGGGGCGGGUGGUGCGCGCGCGCUCUCCCUCGAUCGCCGGCUUCUCUUCGCUUUCUCGGCUAAUAUGCUGGAGACCGACCCUGAGAACGCCAAGCGGUUCGCACCUCCUCCUUCCAGGAAUCGAUCCCUCAAUCGGCGCAAGUCUGGAGAUAGAUAUGAUAAACCUAAUUACUCACAGGCAUCUGAAGCUGAAAGGAAUCAUGCAUCUUAUCCUAGGAACUUUACUGCAGUAGAGCGCGGAGAGAUCCCCAUCAGUAAUAUUGCAAAUGAAAACACUCGUUCUAAGUUAAUACCUCUAGAAAGGUGUUCAUCCAGUGAAGCUGUGCAAUUUUUAGCUGAACAAAAGCCAGUUGUGUACUCGGGAGCCAGUGGAUCGUCCUGGGUUCACUCCAAGCUUCCCCAACAGAUGGACUUUCUUGGAGAAUUACAACGCAAGAUCCAAAGAACUAAUACUAGUGCGUGAUCUGUCACCGGGAAUUUUAUUUUCAAAGAACCUCAUUUGAAUUAGUGUCAUGAAACUGCGACAUAGAAUUUGUAUGGAAUUAUGCUCGUAUGCAUACUAAACCUAAUUCAGGUUAUUUUCAUAGAACUAGAUGGAGAUGAGCGUUGCAAUGCCCUUCGAUGUUGUCACACGCUUGGCUUGCCUGCAGUCAAUAUGGAAUGAUCCUAUUGCGUUUCCGAUUUGUUAUACUGUUGCUACUCGUUGUAAUAGGAGCUUUAUUGAAAAUUUAAGAUGUCCCGGUGUUCUGGUUGUUGA
Messenger RNA from Zingiber officinale, 808 nucleotides. RefSeq lists its product as uncharacterized. The transcript has 5 exons. NCBI's taxonomy places the organism in Eukaryota, Viridiplantae, Streptophyta, Magnoliopsida, Zingiberales, Zingiberaceae. The record is from RefSeq and is a predicted model, not a curated record. Bases 116 to 514 code for a protein of 132 amino acids.